AGGCUCGGACAGAGGAUUGGCUGUGCCGCCGCUCGGGAGCGCUUUCUCUGGGGAACCUUGGCUGUGACCGAGGUGGCCCGGGCUGGCUCGGGGCUGCGUGCGGCCGGCCUCGGGCAACCAGCAUCCACAAUGGGCACCCCAGCCUCUGUGGUGAGCGAGCCACCCCCCUGGCAGGCCCCAACUGAGGCCCGGGCACGCAAGCAGGCCUCAGCCAACAUCUUCCAGGAUGCCGAACUGCCACAGAUUCAGGGCCUGUUCCAGCGCAGUGGGGACCAGCUGGCUGAGGAACGGGCACAGAUCAUCUGGGAGUGUGCAGGGGACCACCGUGUGGCGGAGGCCCUGAGAAGGCUGCGCAGGAAGAGGCCCCCAAGGCAGAAACCCCUGGGCCACUCGCUACACCACUGCAGCCGGCUCCGACUCCCGGAGCCCCACUCUCCACUGGCAGACCCAGAGAGUAGUGCCACAGAGACAGCCUCCAGCGAGCAGUAUCUGAGCUCUAGGAGGACAAGUGCCAGGAUCCGCCGGAACUGGAGGAAGCCAGACCCCACGGGCUACCUCCACCAGAUCAGACACUGACACAGAAAAGGGGCCAGGAAUGGCAGUACCUUCCCCAGGAAUCAUAGGGACUUUUGCCAGAGGGUCUGGGGAGGCCAAGGGAGACUUGAGGCAGGCAGCCCUUCCUGGGUAAGUGAAAGGAAGAGACCACUACUGCUGCCCUGCUCAAUUGAGAACAGGACUGGAGGCUUCCACUGGGCUCUGUGUUACAUGGGGCCCACUCCUCACCAUAAGGAGAGAAUAAGGAGAAACAGCAGCUGUUCCUGCCUCAGCCCUUCCCACUCUAACACUACACCUGGACUGCAUAAUGUUCCCCUGGGAGUCAAUGAUGGGCACUGAGACACAGCAUCUCGCCACUUCUGCUACUAUCUGCCUAUUGCUACUGUAAACCCAUGGUCCAGCAGCCUGUCCCACCCCCCUACACCAUAAGGCCAGCACAAGAAAACUGUGGUUUAAGUGGCAAAUAAAAACAUUUGCAUCAA
Galeopterus variegatus (Sunda flying lemur) is the source of this 1037-nucleotide messenger RNA. RefSeq names its product arginine vasopressin-induced 1 (gene AVPI1). The record is from RefSeq and is a predicted model, not a curated record. NCBI's taxonomy places the organism in Eukaryota, Metazoa, Chordata, Mammalia, Dermoptera, Cynocephalidae. Bases 130 to 576 code for a protein of 148 amino acids. The transcript has 3 exons.